UGUGAGCCCGAGCCCGAGCUCAGCAGGUCAGCAGUCCAGGCUGAAGACCGAGAGCUGUUGGAGAAGGAGCGGGUGGAUAAUGGAAUGAGGGACAGAGAGUGCGAGAGGGGUACUUGAGCAUAGGAGAGGGCGAUCAGAAGAGAUCAGAAGAGAAUUCAGGGGAGAUCCGGGAGACAAGACGGGAGAGUGUGGAUCUGGGUUCUUGGAGUGGGGCUCGGCGGUCCGCGGUCCCCAUGGCCGGAACUCGCUCCCCGCGGUUCUGCUGCCUCUGGGGUUCCCUGUUCUUGGGGUGGCUGCUUUCGGGGGCCGGUGCCUUCAACUUAGACGUGAUGGGUGCGCUGCGCAAGGAGGGAGACCCUGGCAGCCUGUUUGGUUUCUCCGUGGCCCUGCAUCAGCAGCUUCGGCCCCGUCCCCAGAGCUGGCUUCUGGUAGGUGCCCCCCAAGCAGUAGCCCUCCCAGGCCAAGCGGCUAACCGCACUGGAGGCCUUUACGCCUGUCCUCUGACCCGUGAUGAGAAUGAUUGCUACCGAGUGGACAUUGACCAAGGAGCGGAAGUACAGAAGGAAAGCAAAGAGAACCAGUGGCUGGGUGUCAGCCUCAGGAGCCAGGGCCCUGGGGGCAAGGUUGUGACCUGUGCCCAUUUGUAUGAGGCAAGGCAGCGCGUUGCCCAGACUCUGGAGACCCGAGAUGUGAUUGGCCGAUGCUUUGUGCUGAGUGAGGAUCUGACAAUUCGGGAUGAGCUGGAUGGAGGGGAGUGGAAAUUCUGCGAGGGGCGUCCCCAGGGCCACGACCAGUUUGGGUUCUGUCAGCAGGGAACCUCAGCUGCUUUCUCCCCUGACAACCAUUACCUCCUCUUUGGGGCACCUGGCACCUACAAUUGGAAGGGCACUGCCCGGGUGGAACUCUGUGCCCAGGGCUCCAUGGACCUGGCCCACUUGGACGACGGGCCCUACGAGGCGGGGGGAGAAAAGGAGCAGGACCCCCGCCUUAUCCCUGUCCCUGCCAACAGCUACUUUGGGUUACUCUUUAUGACCAACAUUGAUAGCUCAGAUCCUGACCAGCUGGUGUAUAAAACCCUGGAACCCGCUGACCGGAUCACGGGAUCAGCUGGAGACUUGGCCCUCAAUAGCUACUUAGGCUUUUCUAUUGACUCGGGGAAGGGCCUGAUGAGGGCAGAUGAGCUGAGCUUUGUGGCAGGGGCCCCGAGGGCCAACCACACAGGUGCUGUGGUGAUUCUUCGAAGGGACAGCGCCAGCCGUUUGGUGCCCGAGGCCGUGCUGCCCGGGGAUCGCCUGACAUCUGGCUUUGGCUAUUCGCUAGCUGUGGCUGACCUCAACAAUGAUGGCUGGGCAGAUUUGGUGGUGGGUGCUCCUUAUUUCUUCGAGCGCCAGGAGGAGCUAGGGGGUGCUGUGUAUGUGUAUGUGAACCAGGCAGGACGCUGGGCAGGGGUUUCUCCUCUUCGGCUCUUUGGAUCUCCUGGCUCCAUGUUUGGGGUCAGUGUGGUCACUCUGGGGGACCUUAACCAGGACGGCUUUCCAGAUAUAGCUGUGGGUGCCCCCUUUGAUGGACAAGGGAAGGUCUUCAUCUAUCAUGGGAGCAGCCUGGGGGUUGUCCCCAAACCUGCUCAGGUUCUGGAGGGUGAGGCUGUGGGCAUAGAGAGCUUUGGUUAUUCACUGUCUGGGGGCCUGGAUGUGGAUGGGAAUGCUUAUCCUGACCUGUUGGUGGGGUCACUGGCUGACACUGUGGCACUCUUCAGGUCCCAUCCAGUCCUCCAUGUCUCCCAUGACAUCUCUAUCUCACCUCGAGCCAUCGACCUAGAGCUGCCUAACUGUGCUGAUGGCCACAUGGUCUGUGUGGACCUCAGAGUCUGCUUCAGCUAUGUUGCCAAUCCCAGCAGCUACAAUCCUAGUGUUGGCCUGAAUUACGUGUUGGAUGGAGACACAGAUCGGCGGCUCCGGGGUCAGGUUCCCCGGGUGUCUUUCCUGAAUCGAAGCCCUGCUGACUCCAAGCACCAGAGCUCAGGCACUGUGUGGCUUAGGCACCAGAAUGACCGAGCCUGUGGGGAUGCCACAUUCCAGCUGCAGGAGAACGUCAAGGACAAACUUCGGGCUGUCGUAGUGACCCUGUCCUACAGCCUUCGGCCUUCCCGAGUUCAGCGUCAGGUCUCUGGACAAGAGUUGCUUCCACUGGCGCCCAUCCUUAAUGCCCACCAGCCCAGUACUCACAGGGCAGAGAUUCACUUCCUCAAGCAAGGUUGUGGAGAAGAUAAGAUCUGCCAGAGCAACUUGCAGCUUGCCCGGGCCCGAUUCUGCACCCGGGUUGGGGACACAGAGUUCCAGCCACUGCCAAUGGAUGAAGAUGGAGUCACAGCUGAGUUUGCCCUGAGUGGUCAGCCAGUCAUUGGUCUGGAGCUGACUGUCACCAAUCUGCCCUCAGACCCAGCCCAGCCCGAGGCUGAUGGUGAUGAUGCUCACGAAGCUCAGCUCCUAAUUUCCCUCCCCACCUCUCUGCACUAUGUGGGGGUGCGGGCUCUGGAGCCUGCGGAAAAACCCCUUUGUCUGUCCAAUGAGAAUGCUUCUCGAGUGGAUUGUGAGCUGGGGAACCCCAUGAAGAGGGGAGCCCAGGUUACCUUCUACCUUAUCCUUGGAACCUCAGGCAUCACGAUUGAGACCACUAAGCUGGAGGUGGAGCUAUUGCUGGCCACAAUCAGCGAGCAGGAGCUGCAUCCAGUCACUGUCCUUGCCCGAGUUGUUAUUGAGUUACCACUGUCCAUAGUAGGGAAGGUAAUUCCUGAGAAGCUCUUCUUCUCUGGUGUGGUGAGGGGCGAGAGUGCCAUGCAGUCGGAGAGGGAUGUAGGCAGCAAGGUCAAAUAUGAGAUCACGGUCUCUAACCAGGGCCAGUCACUGAACACUCUGGGCUCAGCUUUCCUAAAUAUUAUGUGGCCACACGAGAUUGCCAAUGGGAAGUGGCUCCUAUAUCCAAUGCGAGUGGAAUUGGAGGGCGGUCGAGGACCUGGGCAGCAGGGGAACUGUAUCCCCAAAGCCAAUAUCCUUGGACUGGACUUGGAGGGUGGAGAUCGGAAGCGACGGGAGCUGGGACAGCCAGAGCCCAAGUCCAGCAACUCAGGCCUCUUGUGGUCUGUGGCCUCUGCAGAGAAGAAGAAAAAGAUCACCCUGGACUGCAAGGACGGCACUGCCAACUGCAUUGUCUACAGCUGCCCACUCUACAGCUUUGACAGGGAGGCCGUGCUCCAUGUCUGGGGCCGCCUAUGGAACAGCACUUUCCUGGAGGAAUACACCGACGUGAAGUCCUUGGAUCUGAUUGUCCGAGCCAAUAUCACUGUCAAGUCAUCUAUACAGAAUCUGAAGUUUAGAGAUUUCUCUACAGAGAUCCCUGUGGCUGUGUACCUAGACCCCAUGGCUGUGGUGGCUGGUGGGGUCCCUUGGUGGGUCAUCUUACUGGCUGUACUGGCUGGGAUCCUGGUGCUGGCUUUGCUUGUUCUUCUCAUGUGGAAGGUGGGAUUCUUCAAGCGGGCGCGGUACCCCGAGGCCACAGUGCCCCAAUACCAUGCGGUAAAGAUACCCCGUGAGGACCGACAGCUAUUCAAGGAGGAGAAGACAGGCACCAUCUUGAGGAACAACUGGGGUACCCCCCGGAGAGAGAGUAGUGAUGGACAUCCCAUUCUGGGUCCCGAUGGACACUCAGAAUCGAGAACCAGUGGACAUCCGGAGCUGGGAAGUGCCUAGCUUAGCUCUUCACUUCUCCCUGGCAUGGCUCUGAUACUUCUCUUCUCUCUGGUCCCGAAGCCAGUUUGCCUCCCCACAUCUUCCUAGAGAUGCCUUCUUAAUGUGGGGAGCGUGGGUGCAGAGAGAGUCGUUGUCCACAGAGUCGGCUUUCCAAACGGGUCCAGGAUCACUGACUCUCCCCCUUCCUUGCUCCCCUCCCUCCCUUCAUAAUCCUAUCCUCCUUGGUUCUGGGAGCUUAUGGUGGCAGUAUCCAGGAGAGAGGAAGCAGGACCGCUAUGUCAAGGAUGUCUUGACUUAGAAGCGGAGAGAGAAAGAAUCAUGGUUCUCUUUAUUUCUGAUAAUUCUUGAAAAAAACAAAUCCCUAGUGCCUCCCUGGAAGUGCCUUAGCCCUGGCAGGAAGGAGGGGGAGAGGCUGCCCCUGGGACUCCCCCUAAACUCCACUUUUCUGGGCUGUCUCAGUGGCUUUUAUCUAUUUAUUAAAAAGUAUUUAAGUACUACACAAAGGGCCCCUUUACUUCCCCCAUGCCCCCUGAUAUUGUUGGCUUAGUUCUCUGUUCCUAUAUUUUCCAUACCACCCUGGGUGUGGGGUGGGAUUGACAGAUCAAUCCAGUGAUUUCUGGACACAGGCUUUAUUAGGGAGAUAGGGGAAGAGAUGGUGUACAUGAGUAAAGUUGGGGUGGGGAGAGGAGAGGAAACCUCUCCCCAGGAGGUGAGGGUAAGAAUGAAGACUGAAAUGGUAGCUUGAGGAGGUAGGGAGAGAGAGGAGAGGAAGACCAAAGUGGGUAAAGAGAGAGGAGAGAGAUAUGUAUAGAUAAGUCUAUACUUCAGUGUAGGGAUCAGUUCCUGAAGAACUGAUUGGGUGAAUAGGAGUAGAGGUCUCGCUGGUAGAGUCACGGGAAGGAUAAUUGGGAGGCGUUGAAAAGGAAGAGGGGGCCUGGUGAGAUAACAGUAGAGAGGGCAAGAGAAGUGAGGAGGCCCAGCUAAGGAAGGAGAAGCAGGAAGUCAGAGUAGAGGUUAGAGAGGUCAAGGGCAUCUCAGAGAACAGGCUGUGGUGGGCAAAGAGAGGGACAGAAUAAUCCAGCUGGUCUUGUGGUGCCAUAAGCUCAUUUCACAGCCAGUCCCAUGAUGUGGGGGCCAACUGGUAGCCACUUGAAGGGAGGGGGUUGCCAUUCUAGUUGUAGUUCAGAAAACUUGGCUCUCUCCAGGUCUUUCCAGGUCUCCCUGGUAAGAUAGCAGCCAUCGCCAAUGUGCUUCCAAGUGGGCUCGGCCACCUGCUGCCACAUCAGGGCCCAACUUCCAGGGGGCUCAGCCACAUGCUCCCAAAAAAAGAAGAUGCCUCCCUUUGUCAGGGAGGGGAAGAGUUACAAAGUCACUCAAGGGUGGGUGGACUUUUUUUAACUUCCCCCACCCUCCUCAACCCCAGGUGUUUUUCUAAACUGAGGGUUAUAACCUUUGGGAAAGGUAGAGUCAGAGACUUUGUCCCCCUUCAAUCCUUUCUAGUCCUUCUCCUCCUCUCCCCACCUCCCUCCUCCCAGCUAAAGUCCAUGCUCUUUGUUAUUUGCAAAUAUUUGAAUGGUGGGCCCAUCCGAGGACUAGAGGGAAGGCCCCUGUCUCUGCCCAGUCAGAAGCCUUAGUUUGUAAUCUUGGUUCUGCCAUGAAUCCACUUGAGUAAAUUUCUUAACCACUU
This is a messenger RNA of Trichosurus vulpecula (common brushtail), 5433 nucleotides long. It is a transcript of the gene ITGA7, whose product is annotated as integrin subunit alpha 7. Gene Ontology annotation, cellular component: external side of plasma membrane; integrin complex. Gene Ontology annotation, biological process: cell adhesion mediated by integrin; cell-matrix adhesion; integrin-mediated signaling pathway. The transcript is spliced from 26 exons. The coding region runs from base 234 to 3746 and encodes 1170 amino acids. The record is from RefSeq and is a predicted model, not a curated record. Gene Ontology annotation, molecular function: integrin binding. NCBI's taxonomy places the organism in Eukaryota, Metazoa, Chordata, Mammalia, Diprotodontia, Phalangeridae.